UUUUUUUAUUUUAUAUGUUAAAUAAUUCUAAAAAUAAUAAAAAUUUAAAUAAAAUGGAAGAAGUUGAUGGAUUUUGUUAUGGUGGAGAAGUUAUUGGACAUGGAGCUUUUGCGGUGGUUUAUAAAGGCAGACAUAAAGAGACAAACAAAGAAGUAGCAAUAAAAGCAAUUGCAAAGAAGAAUUUGUCCAAAGCGAAGAAUUUGCUCACAAAAGAAAUAAAAAUACUGCAAGAAUUGAAAGGUCUUCAACAUGAAAAUUUGGUUUCACUUUUACGAUGUGUGGAGACUCCAACACAUGUUUAUUUGGUUAUGGAAUAUUGCAAUCAUGGAGAUUUGGCUGAGUAUUUAUUUGGGAAACAAACAAUAAAUGAAUUGACUAUUCAACAUUUUUUCUCUCAAAUAGCAAAGGCAUUGGAAGCUUUAAACAAAAAAGCAAUUGUUCAUAGAGACCUGAAGCCUCAAAAUAUUUUGUUAUGCAAUCCUCGACAUCCAAACAAACCACAACCUACUCAAUUAAUUGUUAAAUUGGCGGAUUUUGGUUUUGCUCGUUCUCUGCCUGAAGGUAUUAUGGCUGGAACUCUUUGUGGUUCUCCAAUGUAUAUGGCGCCGGAAGUUAUCAUGUCACAACAGUAUGGGGCUAAAGCUGAUUUAUGGUCUAUUGGAACGAUUAUUUAUCAAUGUUUGACUGGAAAGGCUCCUUUUUUGGCACAAACACCUCAAGCAUUAAAAAAUUAUUAUGUGCGACACACUGAUUUGAGACCAAAUAUUCCUGACUUUUGUUCUCCUCUUUUGGCUAAUUUACUUUUGGGAUUAUUAAAAAGAAAUCCUGUUGAUCGAAUGGAAUUUGAUGCAUUCUUCACCCAUCCAUUUUUUGUCAAAGAAAUUAAUAUGGAUGCAGGAGGUUCUCCAUCUCGACAUAUUUCUAGACAAUUAUCUUCUGAAAUUAAUUCCUCUCCUGUUCAUCAUCCUAAAACAACAGGCAAAAUUGUAGUAGGCCAACAACAGCAGCAAGGAGGUGGAUAUUUUACUGGCAUGAAGCAACGAAUAAUUCCUUCUACAGACAGACAUUUGCCUCAAACAACUACAACAACCACAAAGACUACUACUUUUCAGCCAAACACAUCAAUACGUAAACAAAUUCCUCCUCCAAAUAAUCAAGACAGACAAGGAUAUUUACAAACAAAGACAAAAACUCGCCAGUCUCAUCAAAAUCUUCAGCAUUCUGGAGGCUCUUCUACGUGUUCUUCGGAUAAUCCUGUUAAACAAGUUCAAGUAAGCGCAACAAAUAUACGUCCAAAAAUUUCAUCAAAUGUUCGAGCUGUCCCUGUACCUAAUCAAAGAAAUGCUUUUGCAAAAAUUGAGGAAAGGAAGAAUGGCAAAAAUAUUAGCAACAACAACAAUAACAAUUUGUAUAAUAAUAAUCAAACAAUAGCAGAUCAACAACAAUUAAAAAAUAUUAAAAAUGAAAAUGGUUUAUUUAAUAGAGGAGAAAAAAUGGCAGAAUUGAAGGAACAAAAAAUUACAAGAAUUCCUUCUGUUGAGAAAAUUGAAAUUCCACAAAGUUUGUUUUCGAUAAUUUUUUUCUGGGAAUAUUUUGUUUUUUGGGGGUUUUGAAGCUUGAGAGGUUCUGUUUCUUGUUUUUUUCUUUCCAAUGGUUAGUUGUUCCAAUAGGUUCG
Meloidogyne enterolobii is the source of this 1675-nucleotide messenger RNA. The record is from the annotation of a GenBank genome assembly. NCBI's taxonomy places the organism in Eukaryota, Metazoa, Nematoda, Chromadorea, Rhabditida, Meloidogynidae.